This is a messenger RNA of Lasiodiplodia theobromae, 831 nucleotides long. RefSeq lists its product as uncharacterized. Gene Ontology annotation, biological process: mycotoxin biosynthetic process. The record is from RefSeq and is a predicted model, not a curated record. Lineage: Eukaryota; Fungi; Ascomycota; Dothideomycetes; Botryosphaeriales; Botryosphaeriaceae. The transcript has 4 exons. The coding region runs from base 1 to 831 and encodes 276 amino acids.
AUGGCCUCUUUCGAAAGAGCUGCUGAACGCAUGAAGGCUGCUUUCAAGCCGGCCUAUCACCUGCUCUACCAAGAUGAGGUGGAUGUGGAGCAGAAAGGAGAGCCCCAGGCCGAGGGAUUGCAGCAUCAAGGCAAGAAACAGAGGCCGAGUCCCUACAAGAUGGUAAUCUCAUUUCUGGCGUUUGUGGCCUGGAGCGUUGUCGUCUUCGAUGCCGGCACCUGGUACCCUGACGAAGAGAGCUGCGCCGUGCAGUCAUCAACGUGGUCUCCUGCCCAGACCCUCAUUCGAUACUCGCCACAAACAAUCACGGGCAGCUUCUACCGGAAGUCACCGUUCAGAGGCGCAGGUGACGACGUGGACCAAGCAUGGGAUGAUUUGUGGAUGCUUGGCGGAGUCCCCGUGCGCGUCGAGGAAUCGAAGCUUGGGGAACUGCAUAAGGACCCGGCCCGCAACUGGACCAGAAUCCCCGAAUCCAUGGGAGGGGGAAUCGCAGGAUAUCCAGAAGUGUUCCAUCAAUUGCACUGUUUGAACGUAUUGCGCAUGGCAACGUAUCCGGACCACUACGCCAACAACACCUUUUUCGUGGACCACCCGCCGCACGUUGUCCGUGGGCACCUCGACCACUGCGUCGAGAUCCUGCGGAUGCAGCUGCAGUGCUCGGCCGAGAUGACGCCCAUCCUCACCGAGGAGGGCCUCCCCGGCCACGAGUUCCCGACGCCGGAUUUCAAUGUCGUGCAUGUGUGCAAGAACUUUGACGACCUCAAGGAGUGGACAAGGUCGCAUAUUCUGCAUGGUGCUGGCAACUGGGACAUUCCGGGACACGGGCAUUGA